Molecule: messenger RNA, 642 nt
Organism: Pyrus x bretschneideri (Chinese white pear)
Lineage: Eukaryota; Viridiplantae; Streptophyta; Magnoliopsida; Rosales; Rosaceae
Product: pentatricopeptide repeat-containing protein At4g25270, chloroplastic-like
Exons: 1
Coding region: 1-642 (213 amino acids)
Biological process (GO): RNA modification
Molecular function (GO): protein binding; RNA binding
Source: RefSeq, a predicted model, not a curated record
AUGCCUGACUUCCACCACGCCCUCGCCACUUACCACCAAAUGCUCGUCCGCGGCGUUCGCCCCGACAGACACACUCUCCCUCGCGUCUUGUCUGCCUCUCGCCUUUCGGCUGAUCUCUCCCUCGGCAAGCAACUCCAUGCCCACGCUCACAAGCUCGGCUGCUCGAGUGACCGGUACGUGGUUGCUGCUCUCAUUGAAUUGUACGGUCGUCUCGACAGCGCGGACUCCGCGAAAGGGCUGUUUGACAAGUCCCUGGUUAAGGACUCUGUUUCAUGGACAAUGCUGACCAGACUGUACAUUGCGGAAGGUAAACCCGGCAAGGCGGUUCAUGUGUUUGAGAGAAUGGUGGAGUCCGGAGCACAGAUAGAUUCUGUGGCUGUGGCGACGGCGGCUGGUGCCUGUGGCAUGUUGAGAUCGUUGAUUGACGGAAUAAAAGUCCACAGGGUUGCCAAGGAACGUGGAUUGGAGUAUGAUGUGUUGGUGAGCAAUACCCUCUUGAAAAUGUACAUGGACUCUGGCUGUGUCGACGAAGCUUGGGCAGUUUUCAAUCAAAUGCCGGAGAAAGAUGUCAUUUCUUGGACAGAAAUGAUUCAUGCCAAUGUGAAGAGGGGAGGCUUCAAUGACGGGUCUCAAGCUGUUUAG